This is a messenger RNA of Rhopilema esculentum, 793 nucleotides long. RefSeq lists its product as uncharacterized. The record is from RefSeq and is a predicted model, not a curated record. NCBI's taxonomy places the organism in Eukaryota, Metazoa, Cnidaria, Scyphozoa, Rhizostomeae, Rhizostomatidae.
UCGCAAUAAGCAUGAUUGCGAUGUUGACCAAAGGGUUCUUCAUCACGCUUCGUUGGUUCCGAACAAGGCACACCUGUUGCCGUUCACGAUUGUCCAGCUAUAUUUACAAAUCCUUAGCAAACUUUGUGACCAAAAGCGUAAAUAAAGAAAGUGUUGAUCCGAAAUCAUGGAUCAAUCGCGCAUCUUGUUUUCAUUAUUUACAUGUUGCUUUCUUGGCGCAUCCUUGUCAUCUCCAAUUACAGAUCCCUUACCAGCAGAACCAUCCGCGAUCAAGACGAAAGAUGUUUCAUGUCCUCAAGGAAAACCUUUUCAAUGGUCAAAGGCGGAUCCAGCAGGGAAGGAUAUUGCAGUUGAAUACAAAUGCGGAGACAAAGGUGAUUUAAAGAAACUGACACUUGCAUGUGACAAAGGAUUCAAAGCGACAUAUCGAAAGGAUCUUAUUCCAAACAAUAUGGACCAUGUCCUUUUGGAAGAAACCGCUAAGAGGGCCAGCAUUGCUGAAAAUCCGGAGCCAAAUUUUGGUCUUUUUGCAUCUGGGAAGAGCCUUGACGUUCUUGACAAGGCAAAUCUUGUUUAUGCAUGUAUCAAGGUUUAGCAGAAUCAAAUUGCUGGAUAUCUGCUUUGAACGGUAAUGAGUUUUGGUACAAAAGUCAAAAUUCACCAUGUAAACAAGUAUAUAGCAAAUUUGACGUGGAUUAUUUAACAUAUCACGAUAACGUGUAAAUCGUUUUUGUACUGUUGUAUUCUCAUAGAAUAUUUCAUUUUAUAGAUCUCUAUAAUUAGACUUUUUAAA